CGAGAGUGCGAGUCACUAUCGGCCAAAGACAGAAACACUGACAAGUGACAAGUAAUCCAAGUCAAGUUUAGAUAUAUAUGUUUUUAUUUUAUUUUUAUUUUUGAGGAACAAGGGAAAUUUCUUGGAAAGAAAGAGGACGAACCUUUUUAUUAUAGAUAUUCUGUAGGAAAUAGAGUUUGAUGGGUGGGAUACUCUCCAAACGGGAGAGUCCAAGACACCCUUCUUAUGGGUCUAGAUCAUAUUCUUCAAGUUAUCCACAAUCUCCAUAUGCUCAGCCAAGCCAAGAGUACGCUCAACAGCCAUACUAUGCCAACCAGCAGCCGUAUUAUGCACCUGAAUCUCAUAGCUACAGUGAAGGUCGAGCCCCUGUGUCAAAAAAGAAGUUAGAGAGGAAGUACUCGAAAAUAGAUGAUAACUACAAUAGCCUUGCAGAGGUAACUGAGGCUUUGGCUCAUGCCGGGUUGGAGUCUUCCAAUCUUAUUGUCGGUAUUGAUUUCACGAAGAGCAAUGAGUGGACAGGCGCAAGGUCAUUCCAUCGAAAAAGCUUGCAUCACAUUGGCGAAACACAAAAUCCUUAUGAACAAGCCAUUUCAAUUAUUGGGAAAACAUUGUCUUCAUUCGAUGAGGAUAACCUGAUUCCUUGUUUUGGAUUCGGAGAUGCAUCAACCCAUGACCAGGAAGUUUUCAGUUUCUAUCCGGAUGAGCGGUUUUGUAAUGGAUUUGAAGAAGUUUUGAGCCGAUAUAGAGAACUUGUCCCUCAGUUACGACUAGCAGGGCCCACAUCAUUUGCUCCAAUAAUAGAAAUGGCCAUCACUGUUGUUGAGCAGAGUGGCAGUCAGUACCAUGUUUUAGUAAUAAUAGCUGAUGGACAGGUAACUAGAAGUAUUGAUACUGAACGUGGGGAGUUAAGCCCUCAGGAAAAGAAAACUAUUGAUGCAAUUGUGAAGGCAAGUGAGUAUCCAUUGUCAAUUAUACUCGUUGGGGUUGGAGAUGGACCUUGGGAUAUGAUGAGAAAAUUUGAUGAUAACAUCCCUGCCCGGGCCUUUGAUAACUUCCAGUUCGUGAAUUUUACAGAUAUAAUGUCAAAGAAUAUGGACAGAUCCAGAAAAGAAACAGAAUUUGCACUUGGAGCAUUGAUGGAAAUACCAUCUCAGUAUAAAGCAACACUGGAGCUCAAUAUCUUGGGCUGUAGCAGAGGGAAGGCAAUAGACAGGGUUCCUCUUCCCCCUCCUAACUAUGGAUCGGCUUCAGGCAGCGCUUCGAAACGUCCAAGCAGUUAUCGCCCAAGUGCACCUACUGCUGUAAGAAAUGAUCCGGGUGUUAGCAGGGCAACUCCUGCCAGUUCUGCUUCUGAUAAUCAUCUUUGCCCAAUUUGUCUUACCAAUCCAAAGGAUAUGGCAUUUGGUUGUGGCCACCAAACUUGUUGCGAGUGUGGACAAGAUCUUGACCUGUGCCCCAUUUGUCGUAGCAAUAUUCAUACAAGAAUAAAGCUCUAUUAAAGAAGAGCGGGUUAAAAGUUUUGGCACUGGUUUACACUCAACUUGCGGACAGUGAAGCUCAUUCACAAUACAAUUUAAGGGCAAUCUUUGGUUGUGUAAUUAAUUAGAUGUCAUAUUAGAUCUCCUGAAAAUUCAUUGCUGGGCUGUGGGGUGGGGGAGUUCUGCAAAUAAUGUGCCUUGUAAAUAUCUCUAGUUUUUGUCAAUUCACUGUACUUUGUUCCCUGUACUUUUUUAUUGGCCGAGCUGCCCGAAUUCAUUUUCUGCUUAAUAUCAACAUACUUCAGAUGCGCACAUUGUGACAGAACUUUGUUACUUGUGCUAUUAUAGUGGCUGGAUCAUUGGUUU
Messenger RNA from Humulus lupulus (European hop), 1844 nucleotides. RefSeq names its product E3 ubiquitin-protein ligase RGLG2-like. NCBI's taxonomy places the organism in Eukaryota, Viridiplantae, Streptophyta, Magnoliopsida, Rosales, Cannabaceae. Bases 180 to 1499 code for a protein of 439 amino acids. The record is from RefSeq and is a predicted model, not a curated record. The transcript is spliced from 12 exons.